GCGGGGUUGGCGGCAGCGUCUGUGAGCAAAGAAAAAAAAAAUGACAAGUAGAAGACUCGAGGAGACCAUGGGGGCUGUCCAGAUGGGAUUAGUCAAAAUGCUUAAGGGACCCCAGAGCAAAGUUUUGCCACCCCUCAGUCCAAAACUGGUUACAGAAGAUGAUGUAAACCAAAUGCUGACACCCUCGGAGUUCCUGAAGGAAAUGUCCCUCACCACAGAGCAGAGACUGGCUAAUACGCACUUCAUGUACCGCCCGCGGAUCGUGGAGCUCUUAGAUAUGGGGGAGACAACUUACCAAAAGUUUUCAAGAAUUGACCUGGAUCAGGCUUUAUUCCAGCCCUUUCCAUCGGAAAUUGUAUUUCAGAACUACACUCCCUCUGAAGUCUAUGAGGCUCCACUGGUCUUGAGGAACAACGACAAAAUUCCAAGGAUGGUGAAAGUCGUUGAGGAAAGUUCCCCUUACUUUAAAGUUAUCAGCCCCAAAGACACUAGCCACAAAGUUGCCCCAGGAGUGCCGUCUACCUUCCGCAUCCUCUUCACUCCAGAGGAGAACAAGGAUUAUGCCCACAUGCUGACCUGUGUCACUGAGAGAGAGAAGUUCAUCGUGCCCAUUAAGGCCAAAGGGGCACGAGCCAUCCUGGACUUUCCCGAUACGCUUAACUUCUCCACAUGCCCUGUCAAAUACAACACCCAGAAGAUUCUGCUGGUACAAAACAUCGGCAACAAAGACGCGGUGUUUCACAUGGAAACUCAUAGGCCUUUCUCCGUGGAACCAUCUGUUGCAACUCUUAAUGUGGGAGAGUUCAUGCAAAUAGAAGUGCAGUUUGAUCCCCAGACGGUGGGCAACCACAGCGAGAGACUUAUCGUGUAUUAUGACACAGGAGAAAAAGUGUUUAUAUCUCUAUAUGGAGCUGCUGUAGACAUGAAUAUAAGACUGGAUAAGAACUCCUUGAUCAUUGAGAAAACCUACAUAUCUCUAGCCAGUCAGCGGACUGUAACUAUUCACAACCGCAGUAACAUCAUCGCCCAUUUCCAGUGGAAGAUAUUUGCUACCCAGGAAGAAGAGGACAGAGAAAAGUACAGGAUCUGCAAUGAUCUGACCAAAGAGGAAAAGAAUGAGAAAGAUGAGUUUCUGGAAGAAUGCAUUGACGAUCCUUUACUCCGAGAACGUCUUACCAUUCUCUCCCGUACCUUCGAGAACCAGAGAAGGCUGGUUCAGGCAGACAGCAUGCUCUUCUUGAACAAAACUUUCACUAUUGAGCCCCUGGAAGGUGAUGUCUGGCCUAACUCAUCAGUUGAAAUCACUGUGUACUUUAACCCUCUGGAAGCCAAGCUCUAUCAGCAGACUGUUUACUGCGACAUUUCAGGGCGAGAGAUUCGUCUGCCCCUCCGAAUCAAAGGAGAAGGAAUGGGACCAAAGAUUCACUUCAACUUUGAACUUCUGGACAUUGGAAAAGUUUUUGUUGGGUCUGUACAUUGUUACGAGGCAAUACUCUCCAACAAAGGCAGCAUCGAUGCCCUCUUCAAUGUGAUGCCUCCAGCUUCAGCUUUGGGGUCCUGCUUUAUUUUCAGCCCCAAGGAAGGUAUCAUCGAGCCAAGCGGAGUGCAGGCUGUCCAGAUCUUGUUCAGUUCUACCAUCUUAGGGCACUUUGAGGAAGAGUUCCUGGUCGGCGUCAACGGCUCCCCCGAGCCUGUGAAAUUGACCAUUAGAGGCUGUGUCAUUGGCCCCACCUUCCACUUCAAUGUCCCUGCUCUGCACUUUGGUGAUGUUUCCUUUGGGUUUCCUCAGACUUUGACAUGUUCUCUCAACAACACCUCCUUGGUCCCCAUGACCUUCAAGCUGCGCAUCCCUGGGGAUGGUGCUGGCCAUAAAAGCAUUGCAAGAUGCCAGCAGGAGCCGGAUAACAGACGACUAUCAUGGGACAGUGAUGAGUCCCCCACGGUGAAGCCAAAAGAAUUCACCAUCACUCCCGAGACCGGCACCAUUCGCCCCCAGGGAUUUGUUGCUGUCAGGGUGACCUUAUGCUCCAACACCGUGCAGAAGUACGAGCUGGCCCUGGUGGUCGAUGUGGAGGGCGUUGGAGAGGAGGUGCUGGCGCUCCUCAUUACGGCCAGGUGCAUCGUGCCUGCCCUCCACAUGGUUAACACAGAGGUGGACUUCGGGCGCUGUUUCCUGAAGUAUCCCUACGAGAAGUCCAUCCAGCUCGUCAAUCACGACGACCUCCCAGGAAGCUACGAGGUCCUGCCGCAGGUCCCCAAGGAUUCGCCCGCUGUGUUGCUCUCCAGCCCCAGCCCCUGCGGGGUCAUCCCUCCCCACAGCACGAUCCACAUCCCUCUGGCCCUGGAGACCCAGGUCACAGGGGAGCACAGGUCCACUGUUUACAUCUUGACCUUCGGGAGCCGGGAGCCCCCAAUGGUCUGUCACUUAAAGAGCAUCGGAGAAGGCCCUGUUGUCUAUAUUUAUCCUCCUCACAUUGACUUUGGCAGUAUCUAUGUCCUGAGGGACUCCUCCAGGAUGCUCAACCUGUCCAACCAGUCCCUGAUCCCUGCAUCAUUUCAGGCAUGCAUGGCAAACAAAAAGUCCCUUUGGACUGUUGAGCCCAGUGAAGGCACGGUUCCCCCGGAAACCGAGGUUCAAGUGACACUGACCGCCAACCUGGAUGACAUAGUGACAUUCAAAGACACAGUCGUGUUGGACAUCGAAAACAGCAACACCUACCAGAUUCCGGUCCAGGCUACUGGAUUGGGCUCUACCAUUGUUUCAGAUAAGCCCUUUGCUCCAGAACUGAAUUUGGGAACACGUUUUAGCCAGGACACCUUUUAUUACCACUUCAAGUUGACCAAUAAGGGACGUCGUGUCCAACAGUUGUUCUGGAUGAAUGAAGAUUUCCAACCCCAGGAAAAGCUAAGCUUGAAGGGUCUUGCUAAGAAGGGACUUAGUAAAAGCCAGGGGCCUGGGGCUCUCCAGGGGCCCGGAACUCUGCAGAGCCCCGUGUUUCAGCUCCACCCCGUCAGGAUGGAGCUGUACCCACAGCAGACCUUGGACGUGAUCCUGGAAGGCUACUCUCCUACUUCCACGGUGGUGGAAGAGAAGCUGGUGUGCCACGCCAUCAUCGGAGCACAAAAGGGGAAGAGCUUGGUGAUGACCGUGAAGAUCAUCUGCGAGUUUGUGGAGCCAAUCAUCCAGCUGUCCACCAAGCAGCUCAUAUACCGGCUGGAGAAGAAACCCAACACUGUCCUGGAGCCUGAUUACCAGCCUUUGGUCCUGAAGAAUGUUUCCACCCUGCCCGUGAACAUGCUGCUGUCCACAGGCGGCCCCUUCUUCAUCUGCGAAACUGACAAAUCGCCCCUGCCCUUGACACCCAUACCUACUAGGCUAGAAAUCAAUGAAGAGAAGAACCUGCUAGUCAAAUUUGACCCUUCCUACAGAAACGAUUUUAACAACUGGGUGGCAGAAGAAACUCUAACCAUCAAGUACACGGAGCAUCCUCAGGUGGACAGCGUGAACCUGCGUGGGGAGGUGCAUUACCCCAACCUCAGCUUUGAGACCAUGGAGCUGAAUUUUGGCUGUAUCCUGAACGACACUGAGGUCAUCCGAUACAUUAACAUCAGCAACUGCAGCCCCUUGCUGGUCAAGUUCCGCUGGUUCUUCCUGGUGGACGAUGAGGAAAAUCAGAUCAGGUUUGUGACGUGGCCAGGGAAGUCCGGCAGCGCCACUACGUCCCAGGUGGAUUCCAUCGUGGUAACCUCAGCAUCUGUCACCUCGCCAGCAAUCCCGGUGAUAGAGUCCCCUGAGAUGGAUUUAAGUGAUUUUAGGGCCACGCUUGUGAGCGAAGAGUUUAUAUCUGAAGAAAGGGAACACAAAAUAACUCAGGAGCCCACGGUGAAUGUGUCAGAUCAAAUUACUAUAAACUCUACUGGAACAGAAGGAUCGGUCUCAAGCCAGAGUCGGGAGUUUCAGGAAUCCCUCCAUCUCUUUGAGCAGGAGGACAUGCUUACCAUUGGGAUAGAAGAAGUGUUUGAUAUUCUGCCCCUCUAUGGAGUGCUGCCCCCCCACAGCAGCCACCAGAUCUCUUUCACCUUCUACGGGCACUGUGACAUCGUCGCGCAGGCGAAAGCUCUGUGUGAAGUGGAAGGUGGGCCCACUUAUGAGAUUACACUCAAGGGAGAGGCGUCCUUGGUCAGCUACUCCUUUGACACCAUGGACAUUAACUAUGGACUGCAGCUAUUUGACCGUGUCACAGAGAGUGAAAUCACGUUGAAGAACACCGGCAAAGUAGGCUUUGAGUUCAAGGUUCUGAAUGACCAUCACUCUUCACCUGACAACCUUCUGCCUGGGGUGCCACUCAUCCUGCCUCGCUCGGGGUUUAUCAGUUCACAUAAGGAGCAGGUGUUGAAGGUUUACUACUUACCUGGAGUCCCUGAGGUCUUUCAAAGGAGUUUCCAGAUACAGAUUGCCCACCUGGACCCAGAAAGCAUCACUCUCAAUGGAGAAGGAAUCUUUCCCCGAAUCUGUCUCGAUCUCCCCAGGAACCUAAAAGGAAAUGAAAAGUAUGAAACCUUUUUGAACCAGGCCAGGAAAAACCUAGAAAAAGAGUACAACAAAUAUGAAGUAUUUGACCAAUUUGAGACAGCUGAGGAAGUGCCUGAGGACGAAGCUUCCGAGUUAAGUGCCCAGCUCCAGAUGGAAGUAGAGAGACUUAUAGUUCAAGACUAUGCCACAGAUCCCACGGAGGACUUCAGCCAUCGGAGCCGCCGCAAACUGACCAAAGUCCAUCUGCCGGAGUACAUCCUGGACUUUGGCUACAUCAUCCUCGGUGACAUCCAGACCCACAUCAUCAAGAUCACCAACACCAGUCACUUCCCAGUGUCCUUCCAUGCUGAGAAGCGCAUCCUUCACGACACGGGCUUCAGUACUGAGCUAGAUCGUGUCAAGAAUCUGCCCUACUGUGAAACGGAGACAUUUGAAGUGAGAUUUGACCCACAAGGGGCGGGACUUUCCGUUGGAAACAAAGAAGUCACCCUGCCCAUCAAGGUGGUCGGAGGGCCAACCAUUCACAUCUGUCUCCAAGCCAAGGUGACCGUCCCCACCAUGUCACUGUCCUGUGGGAAGGUAGAUUUUGCCACAGUCCAGUGUGGGCAGUGCCUCGUGGAGACGAUUCAGCUCUCCAACCACCUCCAAGUCCCUUGUGAAUGGUUUGUCCACAACCACCAGCCUGUAAGUAAGCUCGAGAAACACAUGCCAAAGUACUUAAAACGGAAACUGCAUGCUGAAUUAAAGCCAAAGACCCGGAUCUUUGAGAUCCAGCCCUCCUCUGGAAUCUUGGAUCCUGGUGAGAGAUCCAACGUACAAGUGAAAUUCAUGCCCAAAGAGGAGAAAUCCUACAGCCAAACGCUGGUGUUCCAGAUUGCCCAGAGUUCUCAGAAGCUCACUCUGCUGGUGCAGGGGCAGGGCCUGGAGCCGCACUUGGAGUUCAGUCCUUCCAUCCUGGAGCUGGGGCCGCUGCUGCCGCAUGCAGCUGGGGACGAGGGCGAGGUGGUGGUGAAGAACCCCUGCAGCUUCCCCAUCGAGUUCUACUCCUUAGAGUUUGACCAACAAUAUAUCGUAGAAGAGAAGAUCCUGCGGAUGCUCAAGGGCUAUGACUCCUACAACACCCUGCUGCUGCCCCCGCGCCUGCCGGGGGAGAAGCUGCCGCCGGAGCUGUAUGAGCACUUCAAGGAGAUGAAGCGCUGCAAAGAGGAGCAGAUGAAGGCCAAGUACCUGGAGAAUCUGGAAAACGAAGAGGAAGAAUCGCCCUUGUCAGAGCAGGGCACCUCCGCCAGCACGAAGAGGACGUCCAUCAGCCGAGGCAUUUCUGUCACUUCCAACAUAGAAGAGCGGCAUGUCCUGAACACUGACUCCAAAACCUACCCAGAUGAAGAGGAGGAUGAGGAGAGCUUGGAGAAAAUAAUGUUCCAAACUGACAAGUUACAGAGCAUCGAGAGCCAGUCGGUAGAGGAGGUUGGGGAAGUAGAGAAUAACCCCGUGAACAAGGCCAUCGCUCGCUACCUGGGCGUUGACAUUUCUUCAGAAGGCCGCAUGGCCAAGAACCGGAAAGGCAUCGCCAUUAUCAUCCACGGGACCCCCUUGUCAGGAAAGUCUGCCACGGCUGUGAGCGCGGCCAAGUACUACAACGCAGCCUGCUUGAACAUCGACUCCAUCAUGCUGGAGGCCAUCUCCGACAGUAACAACGUGCCAGGGAUCCGAGCCCGGGAGCUCUGCAUCAGGGCUGCCAUCGAGCAGUCCGUAAAGGAAGGAGAUGAGUCUACCCAAGAGGCAGGUUCGGGACAAACUGCUGUGGGACAGCCAGGCCUGAGUGGCGAGACCCUGGGCAAGCUAACCUCGGAGACUACUCUGGUGCUCCCAGAAAUUAAACCUGGAAAAACUCUGCGUGGGAGCAUGGUGCUCCCCAAAGGCAAGACAGAGAUCCACACCUCUGGCUCUCAGAAGCACCACUCACACUCGUCUGACACCCCACAGAUCUCCUGCAGCCCUCUGCCCUCAGGGCCCAUGCAGCGCCGCCUCAGCGUCAGCGCCAGCAUCGGGGGAGAGACAGGACUCAUGAGCUGUGUGCUCCCCGAGGAGCUGUUCACGCAGAUCCUGGCUGAGCGCAUACAGCUGAGCGACUGCUACCGGGGCGUGGUGUUUGACAGCCUGGACACGCUCUUUUCACGGAGCACCACCUCCACCCUCCUCUGCCUGCUGAAGGCCCUUGGCAACCGGGAGCACAUCUACGUUCUCAACAUGGCCCAGGACUACACAGCUAUGAAAGCCCAGGAGAAAGCCAAGAAGGAGCAAGAAGAGAACAGGCAGCAGGAAGCACUUCAGAAAGAGAAAGAGCGUCUCCAAAAUAUGGACGAGGAAGAAUAUGAUGCAUUGACAGAGGAAGAAAAAAUCCUAUUCAAUCGGGAGGUUCAGCGGGCUUUCCAGGAGCGGAAGAAGAGGGAGCUGGAGAGACUGGCCAAGGAAAUGCAUGAGAAGAAGCUGCAGCAGGAGCUUGAGCGGCAAAAGGAAGAAGAUGAGCUAAAACGGAAGGUCAAAAAGCCAAAGCCGGGACCAGUAAAGGAAGAGUCGCCCCCGAAGAAAACUCAAACUACAAACCGGCCGAUUCUUACUUUUUCCAAACUAGAUGCCAAGACGGACACGGUAGACAGGAAAGUAUCUGUUAGGGACCAAGGAAUGACUGACAAGGAUGAACUGACCAAGAAAAGAAAGACCCUCCAGACAGAUAGCAACUUGCUUGGGUUUCCUCUUGUCCAGGAUCAAGAGGACAGUGAAGGGGACCUCUUGAAGGACACUGAGAAGAAUCUGGCCCAGAAGUUUAAGGCCUAUGAGUUGGCUUUGAAGGAUGUCCAGAGCAUCCUUACGUACUGGGACCGGAAGCAAGGGCUGCAGCUGCCGCACGCCGGGGCCGAGGAGGUGGCCCACGAGCAGGAGGACCAGCGCCAGGUCCCCUCCGGGGGGCGCAGAGGCCGCAAGGACCGGGAAAGGGAGCGCGCUGAGAAGGAGCGCGCUGAGAAGGAGCGCCUGGAGCGGGAGAAGGCGGAGAAGGAGCGCCUGGAGAAGCUCCGCCAGGAGGACCGGAGCGAUGUGGGGGAGGCCGAGGGGGAGGAGGACCACGAGGGGAAGAAGGACGUGGGUGUGCCCUUCAUAAACAUCCAGACGCCGGACCUCGAGGGCUCCAACUGGAAGCAGCUGCUGGAGAAUGACAGGCUCCCCAGAGGGGACCAGAUCCUCGACAUCCUGGGUUUGGGUUCGUCCGGGCCACCCAUCCCGCCUCCCACUUUAUUCUCAAUUGUCUCCUACCCCAUGAAGAGGCUGCCUUUGGCCACGACGGAAAUCCUAAAGCAUUUUGUAUUCAUAAUUCCACCAUCCGAUGAUCUCUCCUCCCUGGAGGAGAAGAGAGACCCGGAUACAGAAACGGAGCUUUCAAACCUCGGGGGCUCUACGAAGACUCAGGAGGAGCAGACUUCCUCGGCGAAAGGAUUCAAACAGAAAGUGAAGGAAAAAAUUGAUACAAACCGUGAGCUGAAGGACAAGCGCCGCCCUCCCAACAGGAAGGGCCUUUCUGGGGGAACUUCCGGAAGCAUCGCCCCCCUGUCGGACAUAGAGCAGAGCAUCUCAGGGCAGUACUCCCAGGAGAAGUUCAUCAGGUUGAGUCAUUUCCGGUGGGUCAUACCAGCCAACAGCGAGGUGACUUUGCGCAUACACUUCAGUUCUAAUGAUUUAGGGAAUUUCGACCAAACAUUCAACUUCGAGAUCCUUGGAACUCACCGCCAGUACCAGCUUUAUUGCCGAGGUGUCUGCAGUUACCCGUACAUUUGCCAAGACCCAAAAGUGGUGUUUCCCCAGCGGCAGCAGGACAUGAAGAAAAACGAGAUCGUCUUUAAGAAGUAUGUUAAAAGCAUGGACAAAUUUUACUUUGGGCCACUGCUUUGUGGGAAAUCCAGAGAUAAGUACAAGUCAUCCCUGUUCCCAGACAACAUGGAAACACUAACGAUCCUGAACAACUCCCCGCUGCUCGUGGAGGCAUUCUUCUGUUUCCAGAAUGAUGUCAAAGCAAACACUUACUUCCUGGAGCCCAUCAACAUGACCCUGAGACCCAACGAGAAGCAGAUACUGAACGUGUGGGCCUACCCCACAGCAGUGGGGGUCUUCGAAGACAGCAUUGUCUGCUGCAUCAAGGAGAACCCAGAGCCAACUCUUUUCAAGCUAAGCUGCCAGGGGAUCCGCCCAGAACUGGAGCUGGACCCCCGGCAGUUACACUUUGACCGGCUCCUGCUGCACAGGUUUGGGGUCUUGGAUGCCGACAACCUCGUUGGUGUCGUUCAGAUCGAAAACAUCCUGGUGUUUGCGGAGUCCUACGACAUCGCCCUGGACAUCACCUUCCCCAAAGGAGCUGAAGGAGGCCUCGAUUUUGGGAUCGUCAAGGUCAUGGAGGAGGUGAAGCAACCCCUGCAGCUGAAGAACCGUGGGAAAUAUGAGAUUGUGUUCAGCUUUUCUGUGGACUGUAUAGGGCUUACAAGCACCAACAUAAGUUCCAUGAUCACAGUGCAACCCAAGAAGGGCUCACUGGUAUCAGCAGAAAAGCCCUCAAAUAUCCAGGUGUUCUUCCGUGCAAAAAAAGAAGUGAAGAUAGAGCACCAGCCAGUUCUGCGCUGUCAGAUUAUUGAGCCCAGUAUGUCAGAAACAGGUGAAAUUAUCGCCAGCAUCCCAAUUAAGUUUUCUGUGAAUGCUGUGUACUCCAAAUACAACAUCAGCCCCUCCUCCAUCAUCAACUUUGGGGCUUUGAUCUGCGGCACUCGUAAAAGUGCCACCUUCACCAUAGAAAAUCAAGGUGCUACGGACUUCAAAUUCGCCCUUUAUAGGCUGACAGGGGAGAUCCCCAUUCAUCAGAAGAAAACAACUGCCCAUCUUAAGCAUGCAAGGUCUCGAGAAAGCGAUAGCUUCAACAAGAGUGUCACGCCCAAAGCAGCCAAAUUCUCUGAUGCUGUUCCGAAAGAUGUAAACAUGCCAAACCAGGCUCGCUUCACCCACGGCAUGUUCACUGUGUACCCUGGGUUUGGCUCCAUCUCCCCUGGAGGAGUCCAGGUCAUCUCCGUGGACUGCUUGGCUGACCCGUUGGGAAAAUGCGAGGAGUUUAUAGCGAUCGACAUCUCUGACCGAGACCCCAGGGACCAGCCUGCUGGCAUUCCUUACACUCUGUUGGCUGAAGCCUGUCUGCCAGCCUUUGUGACAGACAACAACGCCUUGAUCUUUGAGGAGCAUCAGAUGUGUCACAGCUCCAACCUGCACAACAUCCUGCAGACCACGGAGCUCGUGGGGCUGUUUGUGGAAGAUGAGAACAAAUUUAUCUUCUGCAACGUCCUGGUGGGCCACCAGGCCAAGGCUCGCUUCAAGAUCUGUAACCAGGGGAAGAUCGCCUGUGAUGUGAGCAUCAUGGUGAAGCCUGUCUCCAGCAAGGUGUACGCCCGGAUCACCGACAUCUUUGAGGUGGAGCCCAGCAAGAUGUGUGUCCCCAGCCGCUCACACGCCUUCGCCACGGUGUCGUUCAUGCCGCAGACCAUGCAGAACUACCAGUGUAUCUUCGAGGCCUCGCUGGACGGCUUGCCCAGCAACCUGGCCAAGAACCGAAACCUGGUGUUCGAUAUCGUGGGCGAAGGGAACCUCCCUCGAGUGACCAUUGUGCGGCCGAUUCUCCGUGACCAGCAGGGAAACCCUAUGUUCCUCUUUAAGAAGCUCCUACUGGGUCUCUCAGAUAAACUGCCCCUCGUACUCAAGAACAGCGGCAACAUCCCCACCCAGCUUUAUGUUGACUUGCAGGACCAGCUAGGAGUCUUCUCACUGAAAGGGAAACCUACUACCUCCUACAUCUACAUCAUAGAGGAAAGCACCCCAGAGGCAAAAGCCAAGAAAGCUCACACAGCCUCCCUGGUAGUUUCCCCUGGAGCCACGGCUGAAUUUGAUGUCCUUUUCCACCCCCAGAAGGUUGGGAGAGUGACAGGCAGCAUCCACUUGUCAGUGAUCAACAACCAGUAUGAGGAGACGUUCAUCCACAUGGUGGGAGAGGGCUACGAGGAUGAUAUCACCUUGGACAACAUCCACGGGCUGGUGACACCCACCAGCCAGGAGAUGCUAGAAGUCACUGAGACCUCAGAGGAAGGCAACAUGGAAGACCUGGUGGCAGCGUCCAUGGUGGACCACAUCAACUUUGGAGACUGUCACGUUGGAAACAGCUACAACGUGAGCUUCACACUCACCAAUCACAGCCAAGCGAACGUGAUUCGGUUUGAAUGGCCCCUUUUAGCGACAGUUCUUUUCUCCCCACAGGUGGGCCACCUCCACCCCGGCUGUUCCAAGGACACGGUUGUGACUGUGAAGUCAGACAUACCCAUCAGCCUGAAGAAGAUGUGGGUCAAGUGCAGACUCUCCAAGAUCGUGUUGCAGGUCCCCACAGACCAGGCGGCUGACUGGGAUGACCGCAGGCGCACUGUCAAGUGGGUGGACAUGCCCAGAAACACCCCGGGGACCCUCACUAUGAAACGAAAAGUGAUUGAGACGGAUCCCGAGCCAGCCCAUUCAGUGCUGGAAGAAAACUACCAAGACCUGCGGCUUCAGAUCAGUGCCAAUGUGAAUUUUGCUUCGUACCAGUGCCAAACAAGAGAUGUGCACUUUAAAGAAACGCUGGUCUACCAGACCCGAACGUUUGAGCUUGAUUUGGUUAAUUCAGGAAGUGUGCAGCUGGAAUUCAACUGUAUCUCAGAAGAUACCGCCAAGGCUGUCAGCUUCGCAAUGCCAGAGUCCCAAGGCUCCAGUCAAAAACUUCAGCUUAGCCAGGGCACGCUGCACACGGGCAGCAGCCUGGACAGCACCACAGAGCACUGGGCUGAGAUUCCCAUGCCGCCCUUCACCGUGGAGCCCUCCUCAGGCGUUGUGCCCGUGGGCAAGACUCAGAAGCUUAAAGUGAAAUUCUCCCCAUUGGAGGUUGGAGACUUCGAGUGCAAUCUGUUUUGCCAGAUUCCCAACCUGCCACCUGGAGAGCAAGGCCCAAUCCUGUCAGCCAAAGGGCGGAGCAUCUUGCCCUUCUGCCAUUUCGACCUGACAGAUGCAGACUACAACAGUGCUUAUUGUGGCAGCUCAGACCUCCGGUGGCCUGGGACGGGGCCCCUUGACCCAAGCACCCGCGUGAUUGAGUUCACCAGCGUAGGUGUCGGGGGGAAGAAUCUUCGGACUUUCACAAUCCUGAACCCAACCAGCAGCACCUACUCCUUCUGCUGGACCUCUGAAGAGACUGAAACUCUUCAGCACCCUCCAGCCUUCACGUGCCUGACAGAGAAGGGCCUCAUCUACCCUGAAAAGAAAGCCGAGAUUACCUUCCAGUUCAUGCCUUCCCACCUGGACAUCACGGAAGCAUUCUGGACAUUCUCCGUCCCCGAACACAACAUCACAGUCCCUUUCCUGCUGGUAGGCAAAGCCACUGACCCUCUCAUCAGCCUGGACAAGUCACACAUCAACUUCAGUUCUCUCCUCAUUGGCAGAGAAGCCAGGGAGACGGUGAAGAUCAUCAACAAGGAGGAGCAGGGCUUCCAUUUUGCCUUCCAGGAAAACUCCCGGUUUUCCGAGGGUUUCAACAACUGCCUCGUCGUGUGCCCCAUGGAAGGCGUGAUCCCACCACAGUCCAGAUUCCCAGUUGACAUCUUCUUCACACCAAAGCACAGUGGAAGUGUGAACUUUAAUUUGAUCUGUGAUGUGAAAAAGAAAGUCAGCCCUUUGACCUUAAAUGUUAAGGCUGAGGGCUACAGUAUGAAUGCAGAAGUCAAGUGCAAGGACAGAACUGGGUCCAUCACUGUCUUAACUCCCAACGAAACCAACAUGGUCAACUUCUAUGAGGUGGUCUUGAAUGAACCUGUCCAGUGUGAAUUCCGUUUUGUCAAUACUGGAAAGUUCAGCUUCAGCUUCCAGUCAGAGCUACAUGGCCCGAGAGCUCUACUGCAGUACUUUGAAUUUUCACCUGCUGAUGGCAGCGUGGAUGUGGGACAGAGUGUCCAGGCCUUGCUGUCUUUCCAACCCUUGAAGAAGUGUGUCCUGAAGGGCUUGGAACUCAGAAUCAAGAUCAGCCAUGGUCCAGUCUUCAUGUGCAGCAUCACAGGCUGUGCUGUGAGCCCGGCCGUCCAUUUCUCCUUUACCAGCUACAACUUUGGGACCUGCUUCAUCUACCAGGCCGGGAUGCCUCCAUACAAACAAACACUGGUCAUCACCAACAAGGAAGAAACACCCAUGAGCAUAGACUGCUUGUACUCCAGUACACCUUACCUCGAGUUGAACUUCCGUGUUGAUGUGAUAAAACCAGGAAAGACUUUGGAGAUUCCAAUCACCUUUUAUCCUCGAGAAAGCAUCAGUUAUCGAGAACUCAUCCCCUUUGAGAUCAAUGGGCUCUCACAGCAAAUAGUUGAAAUCAAAGGAAGAGGCACUGAAAUGAAGCUUUCUGUCAUCGAUCCAGCCAAUAAGAUUGUGAAGUUAGGAGCUCUCCUGCCAGGACAAGUGGUGAAAAAAACAGUUUGCGUUGUAAACAACAGCCAGACCCACCUCACAUUUAGCCAGUCAGUCCUGUUCUCGACUCCAGAACUCCAGGACCCCAAGGUCUUCGCCUUGGUGCCUUUCCACAACAUCACGCUGAAGCCCAAGCAAGUCCAGAAGCUGGAAGUCAUCUUUGCCCCGAAGAGGCGUGUCCCCCCCUUCCACGAGGAGGUGUUCAUGGAGUGCAUGGGGCUCCUGCGCCCCCUGUACCUUCUCAGUGGCUGCUGCCAGGCCCUGGAGAUCUCCCUGGACCAGGAGCACAUUCCCUUUGGGCCAGUCGUGUACCAGACACAAGCCACACGUCGCAUCCUCAUGUUGAACACAGGCGACCUGGGUGCAAGGUUUAAAUGGGACGUCAGAAAUUUUCAGCCUCAUUUCUCCAUCAGCCCAGAAGAAGGCUAUAUUACCUCAGGCAUGGAGGUUUCUUUCGAAGUGACCUACCGUCCCACCAAGAUGGGCAAGGAGAGUUUUUACAAAAACUUGCUCUGUUUCAUCCAGGGAGGCAAUCCUCUAAGCUUAACCCUGUCUGGAAUUUGUGUGGGACCCCCUGCAGUGAAAGAGGUGGUAAAUUUCAGCUGUCAGGUGCGCUCCAAGCACACACAGACCAUCCUGCUUUCAAACCGUACCAACCAGACCUGGAAUCUGCACCCCAUUUUUGAGGGGGAGCAUUGGGAGGGGCCAGAGUUCAUCACCCUGGAGCCCCAUCAGCAGAACAAGCCCUAUGAGAUAACCUAUAAGCCCCGCACCAUGAACAUGGAGAACCGCAAGCACCAGNNNACCCUCUUCUUCCCACUCCCAGAUGGCACAGGCUGGCUGUAUAUGCUGCAUGGCACUGCUGAAUCUCCCAAAGCCGUGAGCAAUAUCUACCGCGAAGUGCCAUGUAAGACACCAUACACGGAGCUCCUGCCAAUCACCAACUGGCUGAACAAGCCCCAGCGGUUCCGGGUCAUUGUGGAAAUGGUGAAACCAGAGAAGCCAGAUCUCAGUGUGACCAUAAAGGGCCUUGACUACAUAGAUGUGCUUUCUGGCUCCAAGAAAGACUACAAGCUGAACUUCUUCUCGUAUAAGGAGGGAAUAUACACCGCAAAGGUGAUCUUCAGAAAUGAGGUAACCAACGAGUUCUUACACUACAUGGUGAGUUUCAGGGUCAUCCCUUCAGGCAUCAUGAAAAGCAUCGACAUGGUGAGCCUGGUCCGGCAGAGCACAUCCGCCUCCGUCAAGGUGGAGAACCCCCUGCCCUACUCGGUGACCUUCUCGGUGGAAUGCAGGAUACCCGACAUCAGCCUGCCCUCCCUGUUUGCAGUGCCUGGCAACUCCGAGGGCACAUUCUCCUUUGAGUUCCAGCCCCUGAAAGUUGGAGAAACGUUUGGGAGACUAACUCUGCACAACACUGACUUGGGUUACUACCAGUACGAGCUCAAUCUGAAGGCCCUACCUCCGCUGCCUGAAAAGCCCAUCUAUUUCCAGGCCGCUCUCGGCAGCAGCCAGAGCCUGUUCGCCAAGUUCAUCAACUAUACCCGGCAGAAGACAGAUUACUACUGCAGGACUGACUGUCCGGACUUCCACACCGAGAAGGUCAUUACCGCAGCCCCUGGGGUCCAGGGGGGCACCGAGGUCAGUGUGGAGGUCUACUUCGAGCCCAGCCGCCUGGGUGAGACCAAGGGCCUGCUGAUCCUGUCGUCAUACAUAGGUGGGGAGUAUAUCAUCCCCCUCUUUGGGAUGGCCCUGCCCCCCAAGCCCCAAGGGCCCUUCCUGAUUCGAGCCGGUUACAGCAUCAUCAUCCCUUUCAAGAAUGUUUUCUAUCAGACAGUCAACUUCUCCAUCUUUGUGGAGAGCCCAGCCUUCACCAUCCGUGCCACCGAUUCCGUGCGGGCCAAGAAGAUCAACAACAUCACCGUGUACUUUGAGGGAAACCCCUCAGGCAGCAAAGUACCCAUCACCACCAAGCUGAUCGUGGCUUGUCCCCCCAUGGAGAACAGUGAAACUGGGGUCCAGUGGGUCUAUUAUCUGAAGGGCAUCACCCCUUAGUGGGCCGGCAGUCAGUGGCCUCAACAAAGAGCCAUCCCCUCAGCCUGGACAGCUGUGUGUUUAUCUAGCCUGGUCACAUAUGAGGAAUGACUCAGAAUUCUAAACUUCCAUUUUAUUCCAAAUACAUACAAGACAUGUAUUCUGCUUUGAACCUGGUAAUUACACAAGCCUCUGAAUGUAGUUGCAGAACACGUCCCCAAAGCUUGGAUUCUAGGUAAUCCCAGUUUCCCUAGAUGCAGGUGUGACCCCACACACACACACACCUUUGGCCUCUGUCACCCAGAGCGCGACCUGUGGCCCCACAGCUGCGGCUCAUUUUGUUUUUUGAUCCAUCCUGGCUAAAAGGGCUCUGAGACUUGACUCUAUUUUCAUGUGCUGUUGUCUUCUACUAUCACAUAAAAG
This is a messenger RNA of Condylura cristata (star-nosed mole), 15547 nucleotides long. It is a transcript of the gene HYDIN, whose product is annotated as HYDIN, axonemal central pair apparatus protein. The transcript is spliced from 86 exons. Bases 41 to 15145 code for a protein of 5034 amino acids. The record is from RefSeq and is a predicted model, not a curated record. NCBI's taxonomy places the organism in Eukaryota, Metazoa, Chordata, Mammalia, Eulipotyphla, Talpidae. Gene Ontology annotation, biological process: cilium movement; axonemal central apparatus assembly. Gene Ontology annotation, cellular component: axoneme.